Molecule: messenger RNA, 1265 nt
Organism: Benincasa hispida (wax gourd)
Lineage: Eukaryota; Viridiplantae; Streptophyta; Magnoliopsida; Cucurbitales; Cucurbitaceae
Product: ethylene-responsive transcription factor ERF011-like
Biological process (GO): regulation of DNA-templated transcription
Molecular function (GO): DNA-binding transcription factor activity; DNA binding
Source: RefSeq, a predicted model, not a curated record
UCUUCUCACUUGUUAUAUAUAUAAUCUCAAACCCAAACCCAAACCCAAACCCAAACCUUAUGUAUUUAAAGUACACCCAUACAGCGUCCCUAUCUUUUUCUGGUUCAAACGGCUGGUCCUCCUUUUUGUUUUUAUAUACCGAAUUCACAAGAAAAUCAGAACCCGAGAACUAAUACCACCCCCAAGUACAAGUAGUUACCCGCUUUUCAUAUUCAGCGUUUUCCUCAUGGCCCUUCCCUAGUUACCUCUCAACUUGAAUUUUUUACCUCAACCUUCUUAUAUAUUACAUACACCCAAAAGGGUGUGUGUUUGGGUUGGAUUUUAUUUUAUUCUUUUCGCUCUAAGAUGGAAGGAGAAGUUUGCUCCGCUGUAAAUUCAUCACCGAAGAGGAAGCAAAGACAUAGUCAGAAUCAUCUCCAACAAGAAAAGCCUUACAGAGGAAUAAGGAUGAGGAAGUGGGGAAAGUGGGUUGCAGAAAUCAGAGAACCCAACAAACGCUCCAGGAUUUGGCUUGGUUCAUACACAACCCCCGUCGCCGCCGCUAGAGCUUAUGACACCGCCGUCUUCUAUCUCCGUGGCCCUACCGCCCGCCUUAACUUCCCCGAGUUGAUGUUCGAAGCAGACCAGCUACACGACAUGUCGGCCGCCUCCAUACGCAAACGAGCCACCGAAGUCGGCGCUAGGGUUGACGCCAUCCAGACCUCCCUCAACGCCUCUAAUUCCGGUACUCAAAUUUCCGACAAGCCCGAUUUAAACGAGUACCCCAACCCUGAAACCUCAGACGACGAUUGAUUUCUCUACCGUAAAACCGAAAUUAUGAAAAAGAGAAACGGAAUAAAAAAAUGAUUCCGUUUUGCUCGGUUGUAGUUGUGCGAUUGUAACCGCCCCCCUACACGGCUUUAUACAAAUACUUGAUCAUCUCGCCUAAUUUUGGAUGUUCCUUUUUAUUCUUGGUAUUUGUGGUUUAUUUUAAUUGGUAGGAAUAGCAAUUUUUUUGUUAGGAGGGGUGGCGCCGCCGUGUGGACGAGUGGACGCCCACCGGAGAAAUUUGGGAUAAGGGAUGAAGAUCUCAAUUAAAAAAAAAAAAAAAAUUAAAAAUAAAGUUUGGAGCAAGGGGGGACAACAACUGGUGCACAUGACAUGCUUGUGGAGUCCACAAGAAGGCACAAUGAAAAGAGAAGCCCAAUAUUAUGUGAGAGCGAGAGAAAGCGAUGUUAUAUUAGUGGCCUUCAUAUUAGGUUCUAAAUUGUGAAGCUUUUGCCGGA